Molecule: messenger RNA, 489 nt
Organism: Ochotona princeps (American pika)
Lineage: Eukaryota; Metazoa; Chordata; Mammalia; Lagomorpha; Ochotonidae
Gene: FIMP1
Product: chromosome 24 C16orf92 homolog
Exons: 4
Coding region: 34-366 (110 amino acids)
Biological process (GO): fusion of sperm to egg plasma membrane involved in single fertilization
Source: RefSeq, a predicted model, not a curated record
CAUAGAACCCGGCACCCCGAAGCCAUCCUGGUCAUGAGGCUGCGGCUGUGGGUGCUGGUGUGGCUGUGGCUGACCAGGCUGAGGGCGGGGGAAGCAGCACCCAGGCCAGCACUGGCUAAGGCGUCCACCCCACGAGCAGUGGAUCCACUCUUCGUAGACAGGCCGGACUUCUUCGACUACCCGGACUCAGACCGAGACAGCCUUCUGGCUGUGGCCCAGUUCAUCGGGGAGAAGCCUGUUGUCUUUGUUGCCUCAGAUUCCAGUUCCAGGUUCUUCCACCACAUCCUGAUGGGCGCCAUGGUGGUGGCCUUCUUGUUUCUCCUUUUCCAGUUCUGCACCCACAUGAGCUUCCAGAAAGGGGCCUAAGGAGCCGACGGAGCACCCAUGUGCACCCUUCUGCGCCCUAAUGAAUAACUGGCUUGGCCACAUUCCUUCCUUCACGACCACUCUGUGGCCAGCUGAGCCCUGUGGGCACUCAGCUCCAGGGUC